Messenger RNA from Bombus pyrosoma, 1524 nucleotides. RefSeq lists its product as uncharacterized. Bases 1 to 1524 code for a protein of 507 amino acids. The record is from RefSeq and is a predicted model, not a curated record. The transcript is spliced from 2 exons. Lineage: Eukaryota; Metazoa; Arthropoda; Insecta; Hymenoptera; Apidae.
AUGACAAAAGUUAACGCGGAUCACCCCACUAACCACGGGUAUUAUCUACCACAUCACGGCGUGAUCAAGGAAUCAAGCGAUACUACUAAACUCUGGGUGGUGUUCGACGGUUCGGCAUCAAGUACCACCGGAGUUUCAUUAAACGAUGCACUGCAUACCGGUCCGAAAUUACAAGAGGAAUUAAUAAACAUAUUAUGGAGAUUCCGGUCGCAUCAAUACGUCCUUACCGGCGACAUCGAGAAAAUGUAUCGGCAAUUCAUCGUACGUCCAGAAGAUCGUAACUAUCAAAAGAUCUUGUUGCGUGCCGAUAACGGCGAGAUCGAGACCUACAGACUCAACACUGUAACGUUAGGUCUAUCCGCAGCUCCGUAUCUAGCCAUUCGGUGCCUUAAGCAAUUGGCAGAGUACGAGGGAUCUCGAUUUCCGAUAGCAGCGCCAAUCCUGCAGCAGGGAUUUCUAUGUCGACGAGCGCUGACUGGAGCCGAUACAAAGGACGAAGCCUUAUCAGUUCGAAAUGAACUCACUGAAUUACUGAGGCAAGCCGGCCUAAAUAUUCGCAAGUGGGCAUCCAACGAUCGGGAUCUACUACGAGGACUGCCUGAGCAAGAUACUCACAAGAAGUUACAUCUCGGUGAAUCAUCCACAUUAAAAACACUUGGUGUCUUUUGGGAUUCAGCUGACGAUUCAAUCCUCUAUUCGGUGAAGACGACCAACGAUACUUCCCGAGUCACAAAACGGUCAAUCAGCUCGGUCAUCGCGCAAAUUUAUGAUCCACUGGGAUUGCUUGCGCUGGUAAUCGUACGAGCAAAAAUGCUAUUACAACAAGUCUGGGCAUUGAAGGUAGACUGGGACGAAUCCCUUCCAACAGACUUGCAUAUUGAAUGGAAUCGAUACCGUGCACAAUUGUCAUUGUUAAAUGAUGCAAAAUUCCUGCGGAAGACCAUCAUAAAAUCCGUCACGAAAAUCGAAUUACACGGCUUCUGUCAUGCUAGCGAGAAGGCAUAUGGGGUUUGCGUCUAUCUUCGAACCAUUGAUCAAGAAAACGAUACUUGGUCUCGACUCCUUACGGCUCGAUCAAAGGUAGCGCCGCUCAAAUCGCUCACCAUACCACGUCCCGAACUGAGCGGAGCACUCAUUUUAGUCUCCUUGAUGUCCUCAAUGCAGAAGGCCCUAACGAUCAAGGUAUCUCGGAUCGUAUAUUGGACUGAUUCUACCAUCGUGCUCCAUUGGAUCAAAUCCUCGCCGCACACCUUAAAAGCAUUUGUGGUGAAUCGAGUGGCCGAGAUACAGACCAAGACCAACAUCGACGACUGGCGUCAUGUGCCUACCGAUGACAACCCAGUGGAUCUCAUCUCCCGAGCUCAAACGCCAAAGGAAUUCCUGCGUUCGUCGAUUUGGAAAAACGAGCCAGAAAAGGUCGAUCUGCCUGGCAACAAACUCUAUCGACCGCACGAUACUCGAGAGAUAUUCUUCCUGGCCAAAAUUAAUGAGAAUCGUCGCCCGUUGUCUUCGAUGGCGAUAUAA